AUAUGUGCAUAGUAGAUCCUUGGUCUAGAGCCGGAAGGAUCAUCAGGGAUCCAAUGUUCACAUUUUUCAGAUGGGAAAACUGAGGCCCAGGGAGGGGACCUGCAGCUGCUGUUCCUGUUGGUGCUGCAGCAGCCACAACUACUCAAGAGAGCGAGCCCGGGCGCCCGCGCGCUGAGACCCCCGCGGUGGCCAGGGAAGCCGGCCCGACGCCCCGACGGACGGACUGACCGGCACCGGUUAGACCCAGGCCGAGAUGACAGAAGAGGUCAUCGUCCCUGUGUACUGCACGGGGGUGUCUGCCCAAGUGCAAAAACAGAGAGCAAAGGACCUAGGACUGGGCCUCCAUGAAAACUCCAUCAAGUACCUGGGCCAGGAUUACGAGAAGCUACGGUCCCAGUGCCUGCAGUCUGGGGUCCUUUUUGAGGAUGAUACUUUCCCCGCUAGUGCCCAUUCCCUGGGCUUCAAGGACCUGGGACCCAAAUCCUCCAAAACCUAUGGCAUUAAAUGGAAAAGGCCCACGGAACUUUUACCAAACCCUCGGUUUAUUGUGGAUGGGGCCACCCGAACAGACAUUUGUCAGGGAGCUCUGGGGGACUGCUGGCUCCUGGCAGCCAUCGCCUCCAUCACCCUGAACGACACCAUCCUGCACCGGGUGGUGCCUCAUGGGCAGAGUUUUCAGGAAGGCUAUGCUGGCAUCUUUCACUUCCAGUUGUGGCAGUUUGGGGAGUGGAUCGAUGUGGUUGUGGACGACCUGCUGCCAACCAAGGAUGGAAAGCUGCUCUUUGUGCACUCGGCCCAAGGCAAUGAGUUCUGGAGUGCCCUGCUUGAGAAAGCCUACGCCAAGGUGAAUGGUAGCUAUGAAGCCCUUGCUGGGGGUAGCACCUCAGAGGGAUUUGAAGACUUUACCGGAGGUGUUACAGAAUGGUUUGACCUCAAGAAACCACCUAGUGAUCUCUACUACAUCAUUCUGAAGGCCCUGGAACGGGGGUCCAUGCUGGGCUGUUCCAUCGAUAUCACCAGCGCCUUUGACAUGGAAGCCGUCACCUUCAAGAAACUGGUGAAGGGCCACGCCUACUCGGUGACCGGAGCCCAGCAGGUGACCCAUCGGGGCCGCUCGGUGAACCUAAUUCGAAUGCGGAACCCGUGGGGUGAGGUGGAGUGGACGGGGCCUUGGAGUGACAAUUCCUCUGAGUGGAGCCAGGUGGCCCCCUCUGAUAGGCAACAGCUCCAGGUCAAGAUGGAGGAUGGGGAGUUCUGGAUGUCCUUCAGUGACUUUCUUCGGGAGUUCACCCGCCUGGAGAUCUGCAACCUGACCCCAGACACCCUCAAGUCCCAAAAGUUCCGCAAAUGGAACACAACCCUGUAUGAUGGCACCUGGAGACGUGGAAGCACAGCGGGUGGCUGCAGAAACUACCCAGCCACCUUCUGGGUGAACCCCCAGUUUAAAAUCAAGCUGGAGGAGGUGGAUGAUCCCUCCGAAAAUUUCUGUGGUCGAGAUGACGGCUGCAGCUUCCUGCUGGCGCUCAUGCAGAAGAACCGGCGCCGAGAGCGGCGCUUUGGCCGGGACAUGGAGACCAUUGGCUUUGCGAUCUAUGAAGUCCCUGAUCACUUGGUGGGCCAGCCUUCUGUGCACCUGAAGCGGGACUUCUUCCUGUCGCACUCGUCCCUGGCCCGCUCGGAGCAGUUCGUCAACCUGCGGGAGGUCAGCUCGCGCAUCUGCCUGCCUCCCGGGGAGUACAUCGUGGUGCCCUCCACCUUUGAGCCAAACAAGGAGGGGGACUUUGUGCUGCGCUUCUUCUCUGAGAAGAAGGCCGGGACGGAGGAGCUGGAUGACAAGAUUGAAGCUGACCUGCCCGAUGAGAAAGUGCUUUCCGAAGAAGAGAUCGAUAGCACCUUCAAGGAUCUUUUUAAGCAGUUGGCUGGGGAGGACGAGGAGAUCAGCGUCAAGGAACUGCAGACCAUCCUGAACAAAAUCAUCAGCAAACACAAAGAUCUCCGGACCGAUGGCUUCAGUAAGGAGUCGUGCCGAAGUAUGGUGAAUCUCAUGGAUCGGGACGGCAAUGGGAAACUGGGGCUGGUGGAGUUUAACAUCCUCUGGAACCGAAUCAAAAAUUACCUGAGCAUCUUUCGAAAGUAUGACCUAGACAAGUCGGGCAGCAUGAGUUCCUACGAGAUGCGGAUGGCUCUUGAGGCAGCAGGGUACAAGUUGAAUAAGAAGCUGCAUGGACUAAUCAUAACUCGCUACUCAGAGGCUGACCUGAACUUGAACUUUGACAGCUUUGUGUGCUGUCUCGUGCGGCUGGAGACCAUGUUCCGAUUUUUCCAGGCCCUGGACACAGACAAAGAUGGAAUUGUGAAUUUUGACUUAUUUAGGUGGUUACAGUUGACCAUGUUUGCGUGAAGUGGAUGGGGCAGGCUUCCACCUCUCUCUGCACUGAUCCCAGUCCCCUCUUCUGUCUGCCACAUGACCCCAGCUUCAAGUGCCUUCUCAGGAGAGAUGGGAAGCUGCCCUUCCUCCUGCCUCCCUCCCCUCUGAGCUGCCACGGAUAUCCUCCACUAGAUAGGAGCACGCCUUCCUCACUUGUGCCUAAGACACAGACCUGGUAGGCCCUCCGGAAGGUGGGGAAGGAGUCCCAAGGACUCCAGCCUUGAGUCUACUCAAUCCUUCAGCAUGGAAGCCAGGAAUGCUGCUUGAUCCUGUGCCAACCUUGGGACAGGGGUCACGGGGCAAGCUGGGACGGUCCCCGCCAGAGGCCACCGCCCACAUAGCCCUCUUCACCGACCUGCCCACCUGAUGCCCACCAGAGAUUGAGGCUGCCUUCUAAUAUUGCUUCCAAGAAACCCCUCGGAGAGUAUGGGCCAGAAGACCCUGCCCUGGACUGUGGAUGGACACUCACCUGCCCCUAGUCCGGCCUCCCUUUCGAUCUUACACCCUCCCCACCGGUUCCCUUUGCCCCAUCCCUUCCCGGCCUGGUCCUUUGAGGAGUCCCUGUGCUGGGUUCCUGGAAACCAUCAGGACCUUCACAUUGAGAAAGCCCCACUUUGGGGUGACCGCCAGCCCCUGCCUCACUUGGGCCCUGUCCGGCUCCCUCGAGCUCUCUGAAGGCUGCUGCAUAUCCUGGGAGGGCCAACCUCUUUUUUGUUCCUGCUAGUUUUUUUUAUACUUGGUGAUUGUACGGGGAUCUCUUUAGGGAUUGGGUUUAUGGUUGUGGGGCCAUCUGAGGAGAUAUACCUAGGCUAAAGGUGGUAGAUGUUUUCUUGUAGAACCCAACCAACCAUUCUCAUGCCAAAGAACCCCAAAUAAAACAGAAAAAACCCCGAG
Molecule: messenger RNA, 3322 nt
Organism: Sarcophilus harrisii (Tasmanian devil)
Lineage: Eukaryota; Metazoa; Chordata; Mammalia; Dasyuromorphia; Dasyuridae
Gene: CAPN1
Product: calpain 1
Exons: 24
Coding region: 254-2401 (715 amino acids)
Biological process (GO): proteolysis
Cellular component (GO): cytoplasm
Molecular function (GO): calcium ion binding; calcium-dependent cysteine-type endopeptidase activity
Source: RefSeq, a predicted model, not a curated record